Messenger RNA from Closterium sp. NIES-65, 906 nucleotides. The record is from the annotation of a GenBank genome assembly. Lineage: Eukaryota; Viridiplantae; Streptophyta; Zygnematophyceae; Desmidiales; Closteriaceae.
AUGCCUCUCACGAGCUCGACUCGCCUCCCCUCCUCCCCUCAUGAAGUUUGCGCAGAUCUGGCGAGCGUGGCCCGCUUCCAUGCCUUCCUUCGUGUUGCUGAUACGGAUCUGGUGAGCGCACCCCGCCUCUCCGCCUCUCGCUAUGCUGCCGAUACGAAUCUGGCGAACGCGACUCGCCUCCACGCCUUCCCUCACGGCGCUGGCGCAGAUCUGGCGAGCGUGGCCCGCUUCCCCGCGCCCCGUGAUGCGGCUGAUACGAAUUCGGCGAGCGCGACCCGCCUCCCCACCUCCCGCUGCGAUAUCUCCACGGAUCCGGCGAGCGCGACUCGCUUCCCCGCUUCCCGCCCCGAUGCUGACGUGGAUUCGGCGAGCGCGAUCCGCCUCCCCGUCUUCCGUCACGAUGCUGACGCGGAUCAGGCGAACGCGAUUCGCUUCCCCGCCUUCCGUCACGAUGCUGACGUGGAUCCGGCGAGCGCGACCCGUUUCCCCGCCUUCCGUCACGAUGCUGACGCGGAUCAGGCGAACGCGAUCCGCCUCCUUGCCUCUCGUCACGAUGCGGGUGCAGAUCUGGCGCGCGCGGACCGCUUCCCCGCUUUCCGUCAUGCUGCUGACGCGGAUCUGGCGAGUGCGGCGCGUCGCAGCCCUGCUCCCCGCCAUACGCCUGCUGCCCAGAAACGUGCGCCUCCCUUCGCGCGCUUCGUGCGCCACCAGUUCCCCCCGUCUCCCCUUCGCCUGCCUUUUCCGCCUCGCCUGGCGCAGGGUCUGCCUCCGUUGCUUCCGCGGGCAUGUCGCGCUGCCCGCCUCCGUCCUCCUUCCGGACUUCGUCGCUGGCCUCUGCCACGUCAUCGCGCUCAGACUCCUGCGAGGUAUCCGUCGCGUCGUCCUCUCCUUCUCCGCUGGCAUUGA